This is a messenger RNA of Sorex araneus (European shrew), 3731 nucleotides long. RefSeq names its product SOGA family member 3 (gene MTCL3). The coding region runs from base 828 to 3704 and encodes 958 amino acids. The transcript has 7 exons. Gene Ontology annotation, biological process: regulation of autophagy. The record is from RefSeq and is a predicted model, not a curated record. Lineage: Eukaryota; Metazoa; Chordata; Mammalia; Eulipotyphla; Soricidae.
GGGAGAUGCCAGUCACGCCGGGAGGGCAGCCUUUGGAGUCCCUCCCGCCUGGUAAAAGAAAGAAGCUCAUUUAGCGGAGAACGAUCGCGUCCGGGACAAAGCUUUGCAGAGAAAAACGGUGCAUCGGAUUUCAAGCGCCUUUGGAAUCAUCUGCCUAGGACUGGAGAUGCGACUGCCCGAAAGGACUUUGAGCGCUGCUACAGAUCUCCCAUCUCGGGCGUGGCUCUGACCUUUUUUUUGUGUGUGUGUGUCCUGGGGCACCCCCACUCCCUCUUUCUUCUCAUUCCUUCUCAAAGUAGCCUCUCCUUGGUUACUUCUACCCGGUCCUCCCUUGCAUUCCCACCCUCUCCCCUGCCCAGGCCCCCCGAGGUCAGCUCAUGAAUAUCAGUGCACUUCCCGAGAAGCGUCUGGCACCGCUUGGUACCUCGCUUGGUCGUCAGCUCCGAGGAGGCGCAGCGCCAGCCUAGCCACCGACCGCGUCGAAGUCACCUGCUCCGGGACACGGGAGACAGACAUCCAGUCCGCCCCUUAACGCCAUUGUUUGUGGAAAUCGAGUGGGUGAGCAACUCGGGACAAAAGGGCCCAAAGACUAGUCCGGCCACGAAAACUCAGCAUACUACCGAGGUUAAAACUUUCCUCGGUUCCGAAAGACACAAUAAUAAACCCGGAGAGCCCAGGAAGACCGUGAGGAUUGGUUUCCAUCACCUGGAAACAUCGCCUCUGCUGAGAAAUUACAAAGGAAGACUUGGUGGCGUUGAAGAGGGAAGAAAAAUGAUCUGAGCUUGAUCCAUUCUAAAAAUCCGAGUCGAGCCCUCCCAGGACCCGCGAUGAGUCAGCCACCGACGGGGGGCGCUGCCCCUCCUGCAACCCCAGCUUCCGCCUCCUCCGCGGCCACCGAGGCGCGACUACACCCGGAGGGCAGCAGCCGAAAGCAGCAACGUGCUCAGUCGCCCGCUCGACUGAGGGACGGUUCGCUUCGCCAGACCGCCGCGGCCACGCGGUCGCCAAUAGGCUCCGGCUCCAAACUCAAUUCUGUCCGGCAGCAGCAGCUCCAGCAGCAGCAGCAGCAGCAGCUUCAGCAGCACCCGCAGCAGCAGCAGCAGCAGCAGCUGCAGGGCAACAAGUCUGGGAGCCGCGCGACGCCCGCGGCCAGCGCCCGCGGAGGCGGGGCCGAGAAGGCGGUGCCCGCGGCGCCUAAAGGGGCCGCAGCGGGCGCUGUCCCGGCCGCGGGUGGUGCUGAAACGGGCCCCGCGGCCACCCUGGCCCCCGGGGGCGGCAGAAAGCCCGGCGCCCCGGAGGAAGCGCCCCGAGAGCUAGAGCCCGUGCCUGCGAAACGCGGGGAACCCCCUCCGCUCGGGGAAGGAGGAGGAGGAGGGCUGGGGGAAGGAGGAGGAGCCGGCAGCGGCUCGGGGGAGAAGGAGGGGGGCGCUCCGCAGCCGCCGCCGCCGCCCAGGGGCUGGCGAGGGAAAGGCGGCCGCGCGCAGCAGAGGGGCGGCAGCGCCGGGGAAGGGGCUUCCCCGUCGCCUUCCUCCUCGGCGGCCAAACCCCCCAGCUCCGCUAGCAGAAAUCCCGGAGGCAGCGGCGGCGGCGGCGGCGGCGGCUACUGGAAAGAAGGAUGUCUGCAGUCUGAGCUCAUCCAGUUUCAUCUCAAGAAAGAGCGGGCGGCGGCGGCGGCGGCGGCGGCUCAGAUGCAUACGAAGAACGGGGGAGGGGGCAGCACCCGCAGCUCCCCGAUCGCGGGCGCCCCGGCCGUGUGCGAGCCCCUGGCCACCCCCGCGGCCUCUCCGAUGGCGGCGGCCGCGGAGGGCCCCCAGCAGAGCGCCGAGGGCAGCGCGAGCGGCGGGGCCCUGCAGGCGGCGGCGCCCCCCGCCGCGCGGCCCAACCCGCAGCCGCUCCAGGAGCAAGAAGAGAUGCAGGAGGAGAUGGAGAAGCUGCGGGAGGAGAACGAGACUCUCAAGAACGAGAUCGAUGAGCUCAGGACCGAGAUGGAUGAAAUGAGGGACACUUUCUUCGAGGAGGAUGCCUGUCAGCUGCAGGAAAUGCGCCACGAGUUGGAGAGGGCCAACAAAAACUGCCGGAUUCUGCAGUACCGCCUCCGCAAAGCCGAACGCAAACGGCUCCGUUACGCACAGACCGGGGAAAUCGACGGGGAGCUGUUACGCAGCCUGGAGCAGGACCUCAAGGUUGCAAAGGAUGUAUCAGUGAGGCUUCACCAUGAACUGGAAAAUGUGGAAGAAAAGAGAACAACAACGGAAGAUGAAAAUGAGAAAUUGAGGCAACAGCUCAUAGAGGUUGAGAUCGCAAAACAAGCUUUACAGAAUGAGCUGGAAAAAAUGAAGGAGCUAUCCCUAAAAAGAAGAGGAAGCAAAGAUUUACCAAAAUCAGAAAAAAAGGCUCAACAGACUUCCACAGAGGAGGACAAUGAAGAUUUGAAAUGCCAGCUGCAGUUUGUGAAAGAAGAAGCGGCUUUGAUGAGAAAGAAAAUGGCCAAGAUCGACAAAGAAAAGGACAGAUUCGAACACGAGCUCCAGAAGUACAGAUCCUUCUACGGGGAUCUGGACAGCCCUUUGCCCAAAGGAGAGGCGGGAGGUCCCCCCAGCACCCGGGAGGCCGAGCUGAAGCUAAGGCUGAGGCUGGUGGAGGAGGAAGCCAACAUUCUGGGCAGGAAAAUCGUGGAACUGGAGGUGGAGAACCGAGGCCUGAAGGCAGAACUCGACGAUCUGCGGGGCGAUGACUUCAACGGCUCGGCCAACCCGCUCAUCCGGGAGCAGAGCGAGUCCCUGUCGGAGCUGCGGCAGCACCUGCAGCUGGUGGAAGACGAGACGGAGCUGCUGCGGCGGAACGUGGCCGACCUGGAGGAGCAGAACAAGCGCAUCACCGCCGAGCUCAACAAGUACAAGUACAAGUCGGGUAGCCACGACAGCGCGCGGCACCACGACAGCGCCAAGACCGAGGCCCUGCAGGAGGAGCUGAAGGCCGCGCGCCUGCAGAUCAACGAGCUGAGCGGCAAGGUGAUGCAGCUGCAGUACGAGAACCGCGUGCUCAUGUCCAACAUGCAGCGCUACGACCUGGCCUCGCACCUGGGCAUCCGCGGCAGCCCCCGCGACAGCGAUGCCGAGAGCGAUGCAGGCAAGAAAGAGAGUGACGACGACUCGCGGCCCCCGCACCGAAAGCGCGAGGGGCCCAUCGGCGGCGAGAGCGACUCGGAGGAGGUGCGCAACAUCCGCUGCCUCACGCCCACCCGCUCCUUCUACCCCGCCCCGCCCGGGCCCUGGCCCAAGAGCUUCUCCGACCGGCAGCAGAUGAAGGACAUCCGCUCCGAGGCCGAGCGCCUGGGCAAGACCAUCGACCGGCUCAUCGCCGACACCAGCACCAUCAUCACCGAGGCGCGCAUCUACGUGGCCAACGGGGACCUGUUCGGACUGAUGGACGAGGAGGACGACGGCAGCCGCAUCCGCGAGCACGAGCUCCUCUACCGCAUCAACGCGCAGAUGAAGGCCUUCCGCAAGGAGCUGCAGACCUUCAUCGACCGGCUCGAGGUGCCCAAGUCCGCGGACGACCGCGGUGCCGAGGAGCCCAUAUCCGUGAGUCAGAUGUUCCAGCCUAUCAUUUUACUUAUUCUCAUUCUUGUAUUAUUUUCAUCACUUUCUUACACAACAAUAUUUAAACUUGUCUUCCUUUUUACACUGUUUUUUGUACUGUAAAUCUUUCAUCAUUUACCAUUCAUUGUA